GCAGUUGGCCAUAUCUGGAACUUUGCCAUCACAGCCGACGCCAUAACGAAAAUCAUAAAGAUCAGCACAUUUCGAAAUUAAGUUACCUAGAUCAUGGAGACCAGCGACUUUUCUAACGGUGACAUGUUGUUCGACACCAGACGAGGUGAUGAUUAUACAAGAACUAACGGGGAAAAACACGAAAAACAUAAAAAAAAGGAGCAUAAAAAGCACAAAAGCCAUAAGCACGACCGGGAAAAGGACAAAGACCGCAAAAGUUCGUCUGAUAGACACAAGCACCGUCAUUCCGAUAAGGUAAAGCGUGAACAUGAGGACGGACACGAAAUGAAGAUAAAAGUUGAGACUGUAAGUCCUAUGAAAACUCGAGAAGAUGAGGAUGAUUAUGACGAUGUACCUUUGACUAAACGAAUUAAGGUAAAAAAAGAGCACGGUGAAGAGAGUAAAAUAAAAGAAAAGAAGGCGAAAAAGAGGAAAAAUGAAGGAAAUUCAUUAGAGUCUCCAGAGAGAAAAAUCAAAAAAGAAGUCAAGACCAAAGAUGGAUCUCCAAAGAAAGGUAGAAAGAAAAAGGACGAAGAGGUAGAAAAAUGGAAAUGGUGGGAAGAGGAUAGAAGAGAGGACGGUGUUAAAUGGAAUUUUCUCGAACAUAAAGGCGUCGUUUUUGCUCCAGACUAUGAGCGAAUUCCAGAUGAUGUUAGAUUUUCUUAUAACGGAAAGAUUAUGAAGCUGUCUGAAACUGCCGAGGAGGUGGCAACUUUCUAUGCCAAGAUGUUGGAUCACGACUAUACCUCUAAGAAGAUUUUCAAUGACAACUUCUUUAGAGAUUGGAGAAAAACAAUGACAACAGAGGAACGUUUAAAAAUAACUGAUUUAUCGAAAUGCGAUUUUAGAGAGAUGCAUGAAUACUUUCUGAAAAAGACUGAAGAGCGAAAAGCAAUGACCAAGGAAGAGAAGCAAGAAAUUAAAAAGAAAAAUGAAGAAAUUAUGAAAGAAUAUGGUUUUUGUAAAAUUGAUGGACAUACCGAAAAAAUUGGCAACUUUAAAAUUGAACCUCCCGCUUUGUUUAGAGGUAGAGGUGACCAUCCUAAACAGGGCUGCCUAAAGAAACGUGUACAACCAGAAGAUGUCAUUAUCAACUGUUCAAAAGACUCAAAAAUUCCGGAAGCUCCCCCUGGACAUAAAUGGAAAGAGGUUCGACACGACAACACAGUUACCUGGUUAGCGAGUUGGACCGAAAAUGUUCAGGGACAAACAAAAUAUGUAAUGCUCAAUGCCAGUUCGAAAUUAAAAGGAGAAAAAGACUGGAUGAAAUACGAAACUGCUCGUCGACUUCAUCAAAGGAUAGAAAAAAUUAGACAAGAAUAUCGAGACGAUCUCAAGAACAAAGAAAUGAGAAUUCGUCAAAGAGCUGUUGCUAUGUAUUUUAUAGAUAAAUUGGCAUUGAGAGCUGGUAAUGAGAAGGAUGAAGAACAAGCUGACACAGUCGGUUGCUGCUCUUUGCGUGUUGAGCACAUAACGCUUCACCCUAAUAAGGACGGAAAGGAAUUUGUGGUUGAGUUCGAUUUCCUUGGAAAAGAUUGUAUUCGUUAUUAUAAUUGUGUUCCGGUUGAGAAGAAAGUUUUCAAGAAUUUACAAAUAUUUAUGGAAAAUAAGCAAAAAGGCGAUGAUCUGUUCGAUCGAUUGAAUACAGCGAUUUUGAACAAACACUUGAACAGUCUUAUGGAUGGCCUCACUGCCAAAGUUUUUAGAACAUACAAUGCCUCAGUUACCUUGCAAUCGCAACUGGAUCAAUUAACCGUUUCAGAUGACAAUAUAACAAAAAAACUUCUAUCUUUCAAUCGGGCUAACAGGGCUGUCGCUAUUCUUUGUAACCAUCAAAGAUCCGUACCAAAAACAUUCGAAAAAUCAAUGGAAAGACUUCAAGAGAAGAUUGAGGCCAAAAAGGAGGCUAUACGCGCUUGUAAGAAAGAAGUUAAAGAUGCUAAAGCAGAAUAUAAACAAACUGGAUCUGAUAAGGCUGGCACCGCUUAUGAGAAGAAGAAGAAGCAGUUACAACGCCUUGAAGAGCAACUGGCAAAGCUUGAAAUGACUGCCACUGACAAAGAUGAGGGUAAAGAAAUUGCACUUGGAACUUCCAAGUUGAAUUAUUUGGAUCCAAGAAUAUCAGUUGCUUGGUGCAAGAAAUGGGAAGUACCAAUUGAAAAGGUUUACAAUAAAACACAAAGGGAUAAAUUUGCUUGGGCUAUUGAAAUGGCUGGAGAAGACUUCUCCUUUUAG
Molecule: messenger RNA, 2274 nt
Organism: Dimorphilus gyrociliatus
Lineage: Eukaryota; Metazoa; Annelida; Polychaeta; Dinophilidae
Source: the annotation of a GenBank genome assembly